AUGCUUACGCUAGGGACUAUCUUCUAUGUUUCACUUCUUCUCAUCAACGCAAUUGCAGUUCUCAGCGAGGACCGGUUUCUGGCCCGCAUUGGCUGGUCGACUGCCCAACCACAAAACCCCAAUGGAGGCUUCCAGCAAACCUACGAUCAGUCAAGUUACGGCGGCCAGCAGGACGUGGGGGUGAAAGGGCAAUUGAUAAAUCUCAUUAGCGCAGUGCGCACUCUCAUGCGAAGUACACGUUGCGUUUACAUCGUAGUAGUGAAGUUGGCUGACAACCAUAAUCUCUCAGUACCGCUCAUCGGUGUCAAUCUCGUCGUUAUCGUCUAUGAAGUCCUGUGGGGAGGCUGA
Molecule: messenger RNA, 348 nt
Organism: Coniophora puteana RWD-64-598 SS2
Lineage: Eukaryota; Fungi; Basidiomycota; Agaricomycetes; Boletales; Coniophoraceae
Product: Yos1-like protein
Exons: 2
Coding region: 1-348 (115 amino acids)
Biological process (GO): endoplasmic reticulum to Golgi vesicle-mediated transport
Cellular component (GO): Golgi membrane; endoplasmic reticulum membrane; COPII-coated ER to Golgi transport vesicle
Source: RefSeq, a predicted model, not a curated record